GACGGAGGGGACUGUGUGAGUGUGUGCGUGAGGCCCUGUGCACAGGACCGGGACGGCGUGUGGACGCAGUGCGUUUUGCUGGGGCUGUGUGAGUGUCACUGUGCCGGUGGUACUAGGCUCCUGCUGCUUCCUCCGUCUUUCCCCUUCAAAGCUGCAGAGGCUGCAGCAGAGGAAUGAAAAUGUCCCCAGUAGGGAGGUUAGAUAUUGAACCGAGAAUGAAGCUUUGCACAAGAAGGCGCAGAUCUGGACUCGGGGUGGGAAUAUGAGAGCUGGAAGUGCCUCUUGAGGGUCCCCCAGGAGGGCAGCUACAUGUUGAGAACCCAGCGUCCCUCAGAGAUCUGUCCCCAGGAACCAGCUUCGAACUCAGACCGAUUCCUCCUCCUUUUAUUUCCUUCUCAUUUCGUACGAAGUGAGGGAAGUUGUGGCCAUGGAGGGUGCUUUCAAACUUAGUCUGCGCUCCAAGAAAAGCCUGGAGUCUCACGCUUGCCGUAUCCUUCUCCAGUCGUAUUAUUAUCCAAAAGAAGGACCGGGAGGAGGAUGAGAGCGUUAUUGUUGCACACUUAAGUCAAGGGGGAGAAGCCCGAGGAAGAUUGACCAAUUUUGUAAUUCUAGAAACAUGGUCCAUGGAUCAGUGACAUUCAGGGAUGUGGCCAUUGACUUCUCUCAGGAGGAGUGGGAGUGCCUGCAGCCUGAUCAGAGGACCUUGUACAGGGAUGUGAUGUUGGAGAACUACAGCCACCUGAUCUCACUGGGAAGUUCCAUUUCUAAGCCAGAUGUGAUUACAUUACUAGAGCAAGAGAAAGAGCCCUGGAUUGUUGUAAGUAAAGAAACAAGCAGAUGGUAUCCAGAUUUGGAGUCAAAAUAUGGACCUGAGAAAAUAUCUCCAGAAAAUGAUAUUUUUGAAAUAAAUUUACCCAAACAUGUUAUAAAGCAAAUAAGUAAAACACUUGGCCUCAAGGCCUUUUAUUUUAGAAAUGACUCAGAAUAUAGAAGUAGAUUUGAGGGACGACAGGGACAUCAAGAAGGAUAUAUCAACCAGAAGAUCAUCAGCUAUGAAGAAAUGCCUGCUUAUACUCAUGCUUCUCCUAUUCAUAAUACACAUAAACCAUAUGAAUGUAAGGAAUGUGGGAAAUACUUUAGUUGUGGUUCAAAUCUUAUUCAGCAUCAGAGUAUUCAUACUGGAGAGAAACCCUAUAAAUGCAAAGAAUGUGGGAAAGCCUUUCAACUUCACAUACAACUUACUCGACAUCAGAAAUUUCAUACUGGUGAGAAAACUUUUGAAUGUAAGGAAUGUGGAAAAGCCUUUAAUAUUCCCACCCAGCUUAAUCGCCAUAAGAACAUUCACACAGUUAAGAAACUGUUUGAAUGUAAGGAAUGUGGGAAGUCUUUUAAUCGUAGCUCAAACCUUACUCAGCAUCAAAGUAUUCAUGCUGGUGUAAAACCAUAUCAAUGUAAGGAGUGUGGGAAAGCCUUUAAUCGUGGUUCAAAUCUUAUUCAGCAUCAAAAAAUUCAUUCCAAUGAGAAACCCUUUGUAUGUAGGGAAUGUGAGAUGGCCUUUCGAUAUCAUUACCAACUCAUUGAACAUUGCCGAAUUCAUACUGGCAAGAAACCCUUUGAAUGUAAAGAAUGCAGAAAGGCCUUUACUCUUCUGACAAAGCUUGUUCGACAUCAGAAGAUUCAUAUGAGUGAGAAGCCCUUUGAAUGCAGGGAAUGCGGGAAGGCCUUUAGUCUUCUCAAUCAGCUUAAUCGCCAUAAGAAUAUUCACACAGGUGAAAAACCAUUUGAAUGUAAAGAAUGUGGGAAGUCCUUUAAUCGUAGUUCAAACCUUAUUCAACACCAGAGUAUUCAUGCUGGUGUAAAACCAUAUCAAUGUAAGGAGUGUGGGAAAGGCUUUAAUCGUGGCGCAAAUCUUAUUCAGCAUCAAAAAAUUCAUUCCAAUGAGAAACCGUUUGUAUGUAGGGAAUGUGAGAUGGCCUUUCGAUAUCAUUACCAACUUAUUCAACAUUGCCAAAUUCAUACUGGUGGGAAACCCUUUGAAUGUAAAGAAUGUGGAAAGGCCUUUAGUCUUCUGACACAGCUUGCUCGACAUAAGAACAUUCAUACUGGUGAGAAACCAUUUGAAUGUAAAGACUGUGGGAAGGCCUUCAAUCGUGGCUCGAACCUUGUUCAACAUCAGAGUAUUCACACUGGUGAGAAGCCCUAUGAAUGUAAGGAGUGUGGGAAGGCUUUUAGACUUCACCUACAACUUUCUCAACAUGAGAAAACUCAUACAGGUGAGAAACCCUUUGAAUGUAAGGAAUGUGGGGAAUUCUUUCGUCGUGGUUCAAAUCUUAAUCAACAUCGAAGUAUUCAUACCGGAAAGAAACCCUUUGAAUGUAAGGAAUGUGGCAAGGCCUUCAGUCUUCACACCCAGCUUAAUCGCCAUAAGAACAUUCACACAGGUGAGAAGCCAUUUAAAUGUAAAGAAUGUGGGAAGUCCUUUAAUCGUGUCUCAAACCUUGUUCAACAUCAGAGUAUUCAUGCUGGUGUAAAACCAUAUGAAUGUAAGGAGUGUGGGAAAGGCUUUAGUCGUGGUUCAAACCUUAUUCAGCAUCAGAAAAUUCAUUCCAGUGCGAAACCCUUUGUAUGUAAGGAGUGUAGGAAGACCUUUAGAUAUCAUUACCAGCUUACUGAACAUUACCGAAUUCAUACUGGUGAGAAACCCUUUGAAUGUAAAGAAUGCGGAAAGGCCUUUGGUCUUCUGACACAGCUUGCUCAACAUCAGAUCAUUCAUACUGGUGAGAAGCCAUUUAAAUGUAAGGAGUGUGGGAAGGCCUUUAAUCGUGGCUCAAACCUUGUUCAACCUCAGAGUAUUCAUACUGGUGAGAAACCCUAUGAAUGUAAGGAGUGUGGGAAGGCUUUUAGACUUCACCUACAACUUUCUCUGCAUCAAAAACUUGUACAGGUGAGAAACCCUUUGAAUGUAAGAAAUGUGGGACAGCCUUCAGACAUCAGUAGCAACUUACUGAACAUCAGAAAAUUCAUACUUGGGUGAAAACCUUUGAAUGUAAGGAAUGUGGGAAGGCCUUUCAAUAUCAUUACCAAUUUCAUGGACAUUAUCGAUUUCAUAUUCUUGAGAACCCUUAUUAAUUUCAAGGAUGUGGGAAAUGCUUUACCAGUGGUAGAAACCUUAGAGUACAUCAGAGAAUUCAUACUGGUGAGAAACCAUAUCAAUGUGAAGAAUGUGGGAAAGCCUUUAGUCAUAGUUCAAACCUGUUAAACAUGUUAAAAUUCAUACUGAUGAGAAACCCUAUGAAUGUAAGGAAUGUGAAAAGGCCUUUAGCAGUAAUUAUGAUCUUACUGUACAUCUGAGAAUCCAUACUGCUGAGAAACCCUGUGAGUGUAAAGAAUGUGGAAAACUUUUGGAUUUAGCUUAGUCUUUACUGCACAUCAAAGAAUUCAUACUGGUAUGAACCGUAUGAAUGUAAAGAAUGUGGAAAGACCUUUACUUGUAGCUCGAGCCUUGUUCAACAUGUUAAAAUUCAUACUGGUGAGCAACCCUGUGAAUGUAAAGGAUGUGGGAAGACCUUUAGACUUAGUUCAGUCCUUUCUGCACAUCACAGAAUUCAUACUGGCAUGAAACCCUGUGAAUGUAAAGAAUGUGAGCAAACCCUUACUGUGAAUGAUCUGCUUACGCAACAUCAGAAAAUUCAUUAUAGUUAGAAGUUUUAUUAAUAUAAGGAGUGUAGACAAGCCUUCACUGUGUAUGAAAAAUUUACUCAACACCAGAGAAUUCAUAUUGAUGAGAAAUCCUGUGAACAUAAAAGAAUGUGUGAAGAACUUU
Molecule: messenger RNA, 3823 nt
Organism: Pan troglodytes (chimpanzee)
Lineage: Eukaryota; Metazoa; Chordata; Mammalia; Primates; Hominidae
Gene: ZNF780B
Product: zinc finger protein 780B
Exons: 5
Coding region: 617-3034 (805 amino acids)
Biological process (GO): regulation of DNA-templated transcription
Molecular function (GO): RNA polymerase II cis-regulatory region sequence-specific DNA binding; DNA-binding transcription factor activity, RNA polymerase II-specific
Source: RefSeq, a predicted model, not a curated record